Melospiza melodia melodia is the source of this 1401-nucleotide messenger RNA. RefSeq names its product nuclear receptor subfamily 5 group A member 1 (gene NR5A1). Gene Ontology annotation, biological process: regulation of transcription by RNA polymerase II; hormone-mediated signaling pathway; tissue development. The record is from RefSeq and is a predicted model, not a curated record. Gene Ontology annotation, molecular function: RNA polymerase II cis-regulatory region sequence-specific DNA binding; nuclear receptor activity; zinc ion binding. Bases 1 to 1401 code for a protein of 466 amino acids. The transcript has 6 exons. Gene Ontology annotation, cellular component: RNA polymerase II transcription regulator complex. Lineage: Eukaryota; Metazoa; Chordata; Aves; Passeriformes; Passerellidae.
AUGGACUAUUCCUAUGAUGAGGACCUGGACGAGCUGUGUCCGGUCUGCGGGGACAAGGUCUCCGGGUACCACUACGGGCUGCUCACCUGCGAGAGCUGCAAGGGCUUCUUCAAGCGCACGGUGCAGAACAACAAGCACUACACCUGCACCGAGAGCCAGAGCUGCAAGAUCGACAAGACCCAGCGCAAGCGCUGCCCCUACUGCCGCUUCCAGAAGUGCCUGACCGUGGGGAUGCGCCUGGAAGCUGUCCGUGCAGACCGGAUGCGUGGAGGGAGGAACAAGUUUGGACCCAUGUACAAGCGGGACCGUGCCUUAAAGCAGCAGAAGAAAGCUCUGAUCCGAGCCAACGGCUUCAAGCUGGAGAGCGUGCCUCAGAUCAUGUCCCCGGUGCAGAGUGACUACAGCCUGUCCUCCAGCAUCCACAGCAUCCACGCCAUGUCCAAGCCCCUGCCGCCCAACCCGGCCGCCCUGACGCCCGUGGACUACGAGCGCAGCCCCUACGGGACCCCAUCCCUGGGCAUGGCUGUGCCCGGGCACGCGCCCCUGCCCGCCUACCACUACCCCUCCUUCCCCAACCGCACCAUCAAGUCCGAGUACCCCGACCACUACACAGCCGCCCACGAGGCCGUGCCUGCCUACGUGUACCCAGAGACCUACCCCAGCAGCUCGCCCCCCGACAUCCCCGAGCUCAUCCUGAAGCUGCUGCAGCUGGAGCCCGACGAGGCCCAGGUGAAGGCACGGAUACUGUCCUGCCUGCAGCAGGAGCAGGGCAAGGGUCGGCACGAGAAGCUCAGUACCUUCGGCCUCAUGUGCAAGAUGGCCGACCAGACCCUCUUCUCCAUCGUGGAGUGGGCACGGAGCUGCAUCUUCUUCAAGGAGCUGGAGGUGGGUGACCAGAUGAAGCUGCUGCAGAACUGCUGGAGUGAGCUGCUGGUGUUUGACCACAUCUACCGGCAGCUGCAGCACGGCAAGGAGCACAGCGUGCUGCUGGUCACUGGCCAGGAGGUGGACAUGUCGGCCAUCGCAGCCCAGGCCGGCUCCAUCCUGAACACGCUGGUGCUGCGGGCGCAGGAGCUCGUCCUGCACCUGCACUCGCUCCAGGUGGACCGGCACGAAUUCGUCUGCCUCAAGUUCCUCAUCCUCUUCAGCCUCGACGUGAAGUACCUGGAGAACCACACGCUGGCCAAGGACGCGCAGGAGAAGGCCAACGCGGUGCUGCUGGAGUACACGGUGUGCCACUACCCGCACUCGGCCGACAAGUUCCGCCAGCUGCUGCUCUGGCUGGCCGAGGUGCGGGCGCUGAGCCUGCAGGCCGAGGAGUACCUGUACCACAAGCACCUCAGCGGGGAGGUGCCCUGCAACAACCUCCUCAUCGAGAUGCUGCACGCCAAGCGGACUUGA